CAGUCAUAUCUGAAGGAUGACACCUCUGCCAAUGCAACAUUCCACCAGCACUACAUUGAGAGUGUCAUCCUAGCCUGAUAUUAAACCUCAAAUUUCUGACUCGGUGCUGAGACCACGGUAAGAUGACGGAAGAGGUGGUAGUGAUCGCCAAGUUUGACUAUGUGGCCCAGCAGGAGCAAGAGCUGGAUAUAAAGAAGAAUGAGCGAUUGUGGCUGCUGGAUGAUUCAAAGUCAUGGUGGCGGGUUCGAAACUCCACAAACAAAACUGGCUUUGUACCUUCAAAUUACGUGGAAAGAAAGAACAGCGCCAGGAAGGCAUCAAUUGUGAAGAACUUAAAGGAUACACUAGGCAUUGGAAAAGUAAAACGGAAACCGAGUAUUCGGGACACUGCAUCAAAUCCAGAUGUUGACUGUUAUGCUGAUAAUGGAGAACGUCUGUACGACCUCAGUAUGCCUGCGUUUGUGAAGUUCAGCUACACAGCAGAGAGGGAUGAUGAGCUCUCGUUGGUGAAGGGGACAAAGGUUAUUGUCAUGGAGAAAUGCAGUGACGGAUGGUGGCGAGGUAGCUACGAUGGACAAACUGGAUGGUUCCCUUCGAAUUACGUCAUGGAGGAAUCCGAGGGCUCCACUAUAGAACCUGUGAGCUCUCUAACGGAAAGACUCGCGGCUGUUGUGAACAAUGUGCACAGUGCCAAAGUACUGCAUGUUGUCCAAGCCCUAUACCCAUUCAGUUCUACGAAUGAAGAGGAGCUUAAUUUUGAGAAGGGCGAAGUGAUGGAAGUUGUUGAGAAACCAGAAAAUGAUCCCGAAUGGUGGAAAUGUAGGAAAGCUGACGGGCAAGUGGGUCUGGUGCCUAAGAACUACGUGAACAUUGUGCAGACUUCACCACCAGUCAUUAGUGUUGGACCAACACCACCUCAAUGUGAUUACAUAGGAGCAGCAACCACUGGCAGAUUUGCUGGCAGUCCAUGGUACUACGGAAAGAUUACAAGGCAUCAAGGCGAAAUGGCUCUAAAUGAAAGGGGAGUUGACGGAGACUUCAUUAUUCGUGACAGCGAGUCUUCACCGAAUGAUUUUUCAGUGUCUCUAAAAGCUCAAGGUAAAAACAAGCAUUUCAAGGUUCAGUUGAAACAAGGGCUCUACUGUAUUGGACAACGCAAGUUUGACAGCAUGGAAGACUUAGUGGAACAUUACAAAAAGGCACCCAUCUUCACCAGCGAACAGGGAGAUAAAUUGUUUCUGGUUAAACCUUUAUCUUAAUUGGGAGGGGAAUUGGAAGAAGAGAUUCACCAAAAUGGAUUGUUCAGGCAAAAAAAAAACUAUGGCGAUGAGGAAAAUUAUUGUGAUUUCAUCAGACUCGUUGGGAUUAACCCUUUUUUUUCCAAAAAAAAGUUAUAUCCAGAUUUAAUUUUCCACUUGUGUUACUACAUUUGUGUCCUACUUGUAUAGUAAAGUACCUUAUUCACUUUUA
Molecule: messenger RNA, 1470 nt
Organism: Callorhinchus milii (elephant shark)
Lineage: Eukaryota; Metazoa; Chordata; Chondrichthyes; Chimaeriformes; Callorhinchidae
Product: cytoplasmic protein NCK1
Exons: 4
Coding region: 123-1259 (378 amino acids)
Biological process (GO): positive regulation of endoplasmic reticulum stress-induced intrinsic apoptotic signaling pathway; negative regulation of PERK-mediated unfolded protein response; negative regulation of endoplasmic reticulum stress-induced eIF2 alpha phosphorylation
Molecular function (GO): ephrin receptor binding
Source: RefSeq, a predicted model, not a curated record